Messenger RNA from Caenorhabditis angaria, 351 nucleotides. NCBI's taxonomy places the organism in Eukaryota, Metazoa, Nematoda, Chromadorea, Rhabditida, Rhabditidae. The record is from the annotation of a GenBank genome assembly.
AUGGAUCGUCAAGAAUUGAUUUUCAAGACUAAAAAUCGGACAGUAAUGGAAACUUCGAUGCAUGAGAAUUUCACAUAUCACGCGUGUGCAAAUGUAAUUCAAGAUCGAGAAAAUGCGAUCGAUGGAUCUCUUGAGAAUGCGAACCCUCGACAUCGAAUUGUGAAAAAUGGAAGAAUUUUGGAGAAUUUUAUAAUCGGAGAAGUUGAUUUUAGGCAACACGAAACAAUUGGAAAUUCUUCGCAUGCUGAGGACUAUGUUUAUCCUAUGGAAUAUCAUUGGAUUUAUUCGGAGGAUUUUGGAUUUCUCAGUUACUUGGUCCAGGUUUUAGAUUGUAAACGGGGUGCGAAUUGA